This is a messenger RNA of Polyodon spathula (Mississippi paddlefish), 1587 nucleotides long. RefSeq names its product tubulin beta-4B chain. Gene Ontology annotation, molecular function: structural constituent of cytoskeleton; GTP binding; GTPase activity. The record is from RefSeq and is a predicted model, not a curated record. Gene Ontology annotation, biological process: microtubule cytoskeleton organization; mitotic cell cycle. The transcript has 4 exons. Gene Ontology annotation, cellular component: microtubule; cytoplasm. Bases 74 to 1411 code for a protein of 445 amino acids. NCBI's taxonomy places the organism in Eukaryota, Metazoa, Chordata, Actinopteri, Acipenseriformes, Polyodontidae.
AGUCAGUUUCAAGCUAGUCGCGCUUGUGAUUUUGUCGUUUGUUAUAAUCACAGUCUGCCAUUUUAACUCGAAAAUGAGGGAAAUCGUUCAUCUGCAAGCAGGACAAUGCGGUAACCAGAUUGGUGCUAAGUUCUGGGAGGUAAUCAGCGAUGAACACGGCAUUGACCCAACCGGUACCUACCACGGAGACAGCGACCUCCAACUGGAGAGAAUCAACGUCUAUUACAAUGAAGCUUCAGGUGGCAAGUAUGUGCCACGUGCAGUGUUGGUUGACUUGGAGCCUGGCACCAUGGACUCUGUGCGAUCCGGACCUUUUGGGCAGAUCUUCAGACCAGACAACUUUGUCUUUGGUCAGAGCGGUGCCGGUAACAACUGGGCCAAGGGUCACUACACAGAGGGAGCUGAGCUGGUGGACUCAGUCCUUGAUGUGGUGAGGAAAGAGGCUGAGAGCUGCGACUGCCUGCAGGGAUUCCAGCUCACACACUCCCUGGGAGGAGGCACUGGCUCCGGCAUGGGCACCCUGCUUAUCAGCAAGAUCCGUGAGGAGUACCCCGACCGUAUCAUGAACACUUUCAGCGUCGUGCCCUCUCCCAAAGUGUCGGACACUGUAGUCGAGCCCUACAAUGCCACACUGUCGGUGCAUCAGCUGGUAGAGAACACAGAUGAGACCUACUGCAUUGACAAUGAGGCUCUGUACGAUAUCUGUUUCCGCACCCUCAAACUGACCACCCCCACUUACGGCGACCUCAACCAUCUGGUUUCUGCCACCAUGAGCGGGGUCACCACCUGCCUGCGUUUCCCUGGUCAGCUGAAUGCUGAUCUGCGCAAGCUGGCUGUCAACAUGGUCCCCUUCCCUCGUCUCCAUUUCUUCAUGCCCGGGUUUGCCCCUCUCACCAGCAGAGGAAGCCAGCAGUACCGUGCCCUCACGGUGCCUGAGCUCACCCAGCAGAUGUUCGACGCCAAGAACAUGAUGGCGGCCUGCGACCCUCGCCAUGGGCGCUACCUGACUGUGGCUGCUAUCUUCCGUGGCCGCAUGUCCAUGAAGGAGGUGGAUGAGCAGAUGCUGAACGUACAGAACAAGAACAGCAGCUACUUUGUUGAAUGGAUCCCCAACAACGUCAAGACCGCUGUCUGCGACAUUCCCCCGAGAGGCCUCAAGAUGUCUGCCACCUUCAUCGGCAACAGCACCGCUAUCCAGGAGCUGUUCAAGCGCAUCUCCGAGCAGUUCACAGCCAUGUUCAGGCGCAAGGCUUUCCUGCAUUGGUACACCGGAGAGGGCAUGGAUGAGAUGGAGUUCACUGAGGCAGAGAGCAACAUGAAUGACCUGGUGUCUGAAUACCAGCAGUAUCAAGAUGCCACUGCAGAGGAGGAGGGAGAGUUUGAGGAGGAGGGAGAAGAGGAAUUGGCUUAAGCGUUCUGAUUGUUUUGUCUGUAAAUUUAUGUUCAAAGCUGUACAAACUCUUUUGGUGACAUACAUUUGAAACUUGUUUUUGUUCCUUCAGUUUGUUGCUGUCAUCUGUCCCUGUGUUCCUUUUCAUAUUGUAUGCUUCAAAGAAGAAACCCAUCAAUAAAAAGCAUUUUUGCUAA